AUGGGUUCGAAAACAUCAACAGAAAAACAUCAACAAAAACAUGCACCAUCAUUAAAUGAUCAAAACUACGAUUCAAAGCGUAUCCGAACGGCUACAAUAUCGGAUCAACAAAGAUACAUUACUGGUAAGAAUGUUCCUCAUAUUUCUAGUGAAGAAAAACCAAAUUUUCAAAAGCAUUCCCAAUUAACAACUGCAUAUCCUAAGAAACAAAAUGAUCAACAAGAAACGGUAUACGAAUCAUCUUUGAAUCAUAAAAGUCAUACAAAAAAAACAGUUCGCCCUAAUUCAAAUAUGGAAAAACAAAAACUUGGCCUAAGAAAAAGUCAAUCAUUUAAUAAUUUAUCGCAUCGAACAACUGUUGUUACAGCUGAACAAUUAUUAAAUCGUCAUGUUAAACACAAACACAGGAAUACAUCACCAUCUUCUGAAAUAAUUGCACAAGUAUUUAAAGGAAAAACCGGAGAAAAAUCAUCGUUGCCACCAGAUUUUAAAACAAUUUCUUCAACUAUCUCAAAAAAACAAAUUUCACCAAAUCUUCAACUUGCCUUGAUUCAACCAAAUGAACUUCAAGUAAAGUAUUUGAAAUUUGUAUUCAUGCUAGACAAAUAG
This is a messenger RNA of Rotaria socialis, 609 nucleotides long. The record is from the annotation of a GenBank genome assembly. NCBI's taxonomy places the organism in Eukaryota, Metazoa, Rotifera, Eurotatoria, Philodinida, Philodinidae.